Trametes versicolor FP-101664 SS1 is the source of this 1547-nucleotide messenger RNA. RefSeq lists its product as uncharacterized. NCBI's taxonomy places the organism in Eukaryota, Fungi, Basidiomycota, Agaricomycetes, Polyporales, Polyporaceae. The transcript has 5 exons. The coding region runs from base 1 to 1215 and encodes 404 amino acids. The record is from RefSeq and is a predicted model, not a curated record.
AUGUCCAACUCAACAGGAAACUCUACGGACUCGGACUCCGUCCCCGACCUCUCUCAGAUCCUCCCGCCCUACCUCAACCUCCCCCCGCAUCUCUCCGCCCACAAGUACUUCUUCGUCUGCACUCUUACCGUGGCCGCAUGGGACACCCUCGUCCUCUCCCCCCGCACCUGGCGUCUCCUCCGCACCCGCGAAUGGCCUCCUCUCAAGAUCUUGUUCCACUUCCUCCGUGUCUUCAUGCCGCUGGAGUUUACCGUCGUCGGCGUCGCCUUCUUCGACACUAAGUGGUCGCAAGCACAAUGCUCGCACUUCUUCCUGUUCGAGCCCAUCUGCACUGCUAUCCUCCUCGCCGCCUGCUCGCUCGUUCACGUCAUCCGUGUCAACGCCAUCUAUGAGAAGAGCCGCAACGUCCUCUUUGGAAUGGGUGGCCUCCUUGCCUUCCAGGUGGUAGUUACCGCCAUCUGCUGUGGCUUCUUCCGCUCUACCCCUCUGCUCGAAGGUCAAGGAUGCAUUGCCGAGCCCAAGUCCAACUGGGUCGGUAUCUACUGGUUGUCGGCGACGCUCACGUACACAGCUUCGUUCGCGCUUGCCGUCCAACGCUCCCUGCGCUCGCUCGACAUCAAGCCGCUCUCCUACUGGAAGCUCAUGCUCCGCGACGGGCUCAACCUGUACGGCGCGAUCUGGGCCGUGAACAUGGUCAACAUGCUCUUCUGGUUCAUCAUCAAGCCCACCGGCCCCGAGGACCCCGUGCGCACGAUCGUGACGAGCAUGGCCGCCGUGCUCACCGCGUCCAUGACGAUGCGCAUCAUCCUCUCCGUCCGCGGCUCGCUCGUCUCCGGCGGCUCCUUCGCCGUCUCCUCCGGCUCCGCCCCGUCGCGCUCCGGCAACACCACGCACGUCCUCUCCUCUGCACGCGCGGGCGCGGGCACCGCCCCGAGCGCGAACCCCGUCCUCAGCCUCGCGCGCCCCGGCGCGGACCAGCCCGCGACGUACGCCGUGCCGCUCGGCGCGGCCGACAAGGGCGGCGCGGACUGGGACGGGAAGAGCUCCGUCGGCGGGCGCGACCAGAAGGAGGGCGACAUCUUCCCGACCGAGGUGGACUCCCCGAUCGCGGUUGAUGUCGUUCCGGGCGUGAACCGUCCAUCUACCGGUGGCGACGGCGUGCGCGUCACGGUCGAGAGCGAGACCGACUUCACGUACGUCAAGGAGAAGAACUGAGCGCUGCGUCUCCGUUCGUUCCGGGGGGAAGGUAAAAUGCAGGGGCGCUGAGGUGGUAUACGGUUCCCGGUUUGCGUCGCUCUAUCUAUUCCCUUGCCGUGUGCUGAAGUUAUGCGCUAUACGUAUUGUCUGCAGUGCUGUUUCGCCCGUUAUUCUUGGCUCGUCCCCGCUCGUUCUCCCCGCCUUACCCUAACAGCGCGCAGAGCCCCGAGGCUGCUGCUUCCUCACGCGUUGUUGCCUCCUUCCAUACCUCUCACGUUCGUUGCUAUGAUCUGUCUGUGCUUGUAGUGUAAUAUAUACCCGGUCGUUGGAGGAACGGUCGGAUUUUACCC